This is a messenger RNA of Entrophospora candida, 910 nucleotides long. NCBI's taxonomy places the organism in Eukaryota, Fungi, Glomeromycota, Glomeromycetes, Entrophosporales, Entrophosporaceae. The record is from the annotation of a GenBank genome assembly.
AUGUAUUCAUUUUCAGUUCUCAGCUUGGAAGAGGUAUUGUCGUGUAUUCCACCACCUAUAACAUAUUCGCCUAAAUGUACUACAUCAAAGACCACUACAAAGGUCAAUGGUGACCCACCAUCAAGUAAAGUAGUAUUAAAUGAGGAGGAUGUUCGUGUUGCUAUUGACGUCAAUAUCUGUAUAGUGUUAAAUAGGCUUAUGGGAUCAGACUGCAUAUUUUCAAGGCUACCAACUCAUACUACUGGUAUACUGGAUUUCAACUGCCAUCUUAUGGAAGAAACAUUGAUAUUAGUAAUUGAAGUUAAGAGGAAGCAUAUUUUAGAAGGUAUCAAAGAACAGACUUUUCCUGAGUUUUAUCAAGCAAGCGAAAAGGCAAGAAUGGUGAUUCAACAAAUUUACAACUAUAUGGGAGAAAACGAACUUAGAUAUGGUAUCCUUACCACUUAUGAUAAUCACUGGUUUCUAUGCCGAGAGCAUACAGAGCUUUGGGUUUCAAAAACUCUUCCAUUAGAAUCAAAAUCUCCGCCAGUACUCAAAACAUAUGCUUUUCUAACUCAACAGGCAAAAGAAAAUCCUAAUUCCCCUCAUCCACUACAAGCUCAUGGGGAUAAUAAUUCAUAUGUUCUUCGAUCACAGUCAAAAUUAUCUUCUAACCAAUCAGUGGCAAAUCAACAAACAACUUCCAGCACAUCAGUGUACCAACAAUCACUUAAUCAGCAGAAUUUUAGCUUUGCAGACUUUAAGUUUAAGAGCAUACUAGGUGAAGGACGAAGUGGAAAAACACUCCUAUGCAAGUUUCAUGGUGAUACAAUUGCUUUGAAGAGUGUAGACUUAUCAAAAGCCUCACCAUAUGUUCUGAAAGAAAUGCAGAAAGAAGUAGAGAUUUAUAAAGACCUUGCUGAUAUUCAAG